This is a messenger RNA of Babjeviella inositovora NRRL Y-12698, 1070 nucleotides long. RefSeq lists its product as uncharacterized. The coding region runs from base 17 to 808 and encodes 263 amino acids. Lineage: Eukaryota; Fungi; Ascomycota; Pichiomycetes; Serinales. Gene Ontology annotation, cellular component: nucleus; cytoplasm. The transcript has 2 exons. Gene Ontology annotation, molecular function: sequence-specific DNA binding; RNA binding. The record is from RefSeq and is a predicted model, not a curated record.
CAAGAAGCUUCCCAUCAUGAGCGACUUGAGCGAAAUUUUCCAGGAAAUCCAACUCCAGAUCAAUUCUGAGUCUCAGAUCAAGGACGAGCUCAAUGCGGUGGAGGACGAAAUCUCCGUGGCGUUGUCUUCCCUCAAGAAAUUCUACCUCAGCGGUAGCUUGUUCCAGACGCAACCGAUGGAGUUACACAAGGUUAUCAACAGCGGGGUCUAUGCCGACACCAAUGCUAAGACCCGUGUAAUCUACCACGAGCUGCUUGAUAAGGUCACCCGCGUUCCGCGGGCGGCGGCAGCCAGCAGCGCACACAAGCACGUUAAAGAGCGAAUUGUGCGCCGGAUCAAUGAAGAUGCGAUCUACGUUUUGAUGCUCAACCGGUACUUGACCCGUAUCGCGGAUAUUUUUAAAGAAGAGGUUGCGUCAAUCAGCCAGCCAAUUAUAUCUGAUACCGAUAUUGGUCUCAUUUUGGCGCCUGAGGAGGUGGCGCGAAUUCUAGACAUCGAAUCCGUCAACUACAACGACUACUUAAUGUGUUUAUUGAGACUCUCCGACGACUUGGUCCACUACUGCACGCAAUCCAUUAUUCAGAUUUCGAUCGGCAGCGGAACGCACGCAAAGUUCCAGUACACCUUGAGCUUGAUCAACGCCAAACUCAUUCUGUUCUUGCAGUCCGGGUUUGAGCUCUUGGAUUUGAAGAAUGAUGGCCUCAGACGCAAGUAUGACGCUCUCAAGUACAACUUGAAGAAGGUGAACAAUAUCGUGUAUGAUUUAUCUUUACGUCAGCUCCUCUCAACCCAGGUGGUGCUCACAUGAUUUCGAUCCACUAAGAAUAUUGGGAUUACCGUGGUGUGUAUACACUCUAGAGGAGACCAAGAGGUUUUACAAACCUCUCCAGGAUUAGCUUGAUCGUUCUUUGGGGUUCUGUUUCGUGUAUGAACCGUGUUGGCAUGGUGUUGAAGGGUUAAAUCCUCGGUAUGCCUUUGAAAUCAAGUCCAGGCGGUUUGAAUUGAUGGUUUCCAACCAAAACUUGAUAGGUAUAUAUAUAGUGUCAUAGAAGGAUUUGGGUCUACCUUUU